AUGCGUCGUUGCGAAUUAGGUUUUAUGAUUGAUGUUUUAAUCAGUAAUUGGAUUUCAAGUUUAAGGACUCCGAUUUUCAAUUUUGGACAUCAAACUUCAAAUGAUGACGAUGAUUAUGAUAAUGACGAUGAAGAGGAAUCGGUUGGAGCAAAGUGCUCAAAUAGCCAAGCAGUUGUAGGUGAUAGAUUUGUGAGUAUUAAUUCCAUUACUUCAGAUGAAAUUCGUGCUAUGGAGUUUAGAACUGUGAGUGAAUAUUAUAACUUUUAUUAUAGUUAUGGAAAAUAUAAAGGUUUUGCCAUUAGGAAAGGCGAUGUUAGGCGGAGAGGGCCCGAAGGUAGUGAAAUAGUAGUAAUGAGACAAUAUGUAUACAACAACCAUGGGUUAAGAGACAAUAAGCACUUAGUUAGGGUAGAUAGGAAAAGAGAUCACCGAUGUUUGACUCGUACAAGAUGCGCACCUAGGCUCUAUGUGCAUUACAAAGACAAAAAGGAUAGAGCUCAAAUUGAUGGUCUUCAGUCACAAGGAAUCAUAACGUGUCAUAUAAUGGGAUACAUGGUUGCUCAAAAGGGUGGAUAUAAUGAUGUUGGUUUUACAAAGAAAUAUUUGUACAAUUAUUCUGAUAAAAAAAAGGGUGUUGCUAUUAAAGAUGGUGAUGUUGGUGUUACUUUAAAUUUCCUCAAUGUGAAAUCAUUUGCGAAUCUUAUGAUGUAUGCAGAAUAUUGUGUCAAUAGUGAAAGAAGAUUGAAAUCACUUUUUUGGGCAGACGAUACUAGUAGAUCAUAUUAUUUCGGUUUUGACGAUGUUGUUGUGUUUGGCACAACUUCAAAGAUACAGUUAUCUGUUGGUUAA
Lathyrus oleraceus (garden pea) is the source of this 849-nucleotide messenger RNA. Its product is annotated as protein FAR-RED IMPAIRED RESPONSE 1. The record is from RefSeq and is a predicted model, not a curated record. The transcript is spliced from 4 exons. Lineage: Eukaryota; Viridiplantae; Streptophyta; Magnoliopsida; Fabales; Fabaceae. The coding region runs from base 1 to 849 and encodes 282 amino acids.